AGUUCCUCGCUCUGCUCGACAGGAGGCGCUCUGGUUACAGCAUCAAACCCGCCGCCUCCAGUCCGCGCGCGCACCCCUCAGUGCGUGAGCGCGCGCUCGCCGCCGGCUCGGUGAUUGGGCAGCGCGACGCGCGCUCAGCUGUUCGCCCCUCCCCCCCCUGUCCCUAAAACGCGCACGCGUGCGCACAGUGAGCGCGCACUCCGUGUUUGCCCACAAGAGCCCAAACUGUUUUUGUUGCUGAGAAAACAAAGUCUGAUCGCGCCGCCAGCCUGCGCGCAGCUCCAACGCGCACCGAGGCUCUUUUACGCACAGCCUCAGAUCUGGAUUUUACGCACGCGGAGCGCGGAGCGGCUACACCUGUGCGUAAACAGCGCCGCGGGGUGGGGGGGCAGAUCAGAGGCCUUAGGGUGAUGGUCAGAGCCCGGUGGAGGUCUGCGGUGUGAGCGCGGGGCAGGAAGGAGCAGAAAGAGGAUUUUUGGAGAAGCUCCUCCUCUCCGUGAUGUCGGAACCUCCUUAAUUACUAAUUUCUCCACAUCGAAGCCACGCUCUUUCCCUCCCCCUCUUUCUCUUUUCUCUCUCUCCAAUCCUCCAUCCAUGCAUCUCUCAUCCUGACCCUCCUUUCUCUCUCCUCUCUGUCUCUCUCUGGUUUCCAGGAUAACGGAGGUGGACCAGCACUGGAGGAGCCGCUUUUUUAUUAUAAUUAUUAUUUAUUCCCUCUUUUUGUUUGGACUUGUUUUUGUUUGUUUGUUUUCUUUCCUGCUUCCGGGCAUGGAGGACGUAAAAACCCCGCCGACCGUCCACCGGUCCUCCUCCUUCAGCAUCAAGAGCCUCCUGCUGCCCUCCAAGUGCGAGCGCCCGGACCCGGUGGCCGCCGCGAUGGUCUGCAUCCCCGGAACUCUGUCUCCAUCACCGGGCUCCGACUCAGACAAGUCGCUGGGCCCCCCGGAGCUGGACUCCGCCGCCGCGGGACUGGAGCAGGGGAAGCCGGGCAGGGAGGAGCAGGGGGAGCAUGAGGAGGAGGAGGACGGAGGAGGAGGAGGCGGAGGAGGGGAGGACUCCAAGCCGACGCCGACAGCAGAGCAGAACUCCACCGGGAGCAACAACAGCGCGAAAAACGGGAAGUACGACAAGCCUCCGUUCAGCUACAACGCGCUGAUCAUGAUGGCCAUCCGGCAGAGCCCCGAGAAGCGGCUGACGCUCAACGGCAUCUACGAGUUCAUCAUGAAGAACUUCCCCUACUACCGGGAGCACAAGCAGGGCUGGCAGAACUCCAUCCGGCACAACCUCAGCCUCAAUAAGUGCUUCGUCAAGGUGCCCCGGCACUACGACGACCCGGGCAAGGGCAACUACUGGAUGCUGGACCCAAGCAGCGACGACGUCUUCAUCGGCGGGACGACAGGGAAGCUCCGCCGGCGCUCCGCCACCUCUCGCGGGAAGCUGGCUAUGAAGCGCGGGCUGCGCUUCGCUCCGCUAGGCCUGGAGCGGCCGAACAACCCGCUGUACUGGCAGAUCUCCCCGUUCCUCUCCCUGCACCACCACCACCACCACCACCCGCACUACAACGGAUCCUCGCCCGGCUUUCUGAACCAGGCGGCGGGUUACGGGUCGCUGCUGCCCGCCGUGGAGCAGCUGAGUAACGGGGACCUGGGGCGCUCCAUGGCGCUGGGCUUGACGAACACUUACGGGAUGAGCACGUCGCCGGUGGGGCUGCUGUCCGGACAGACCGCCGGGUACUUUGUCUCAGGGAGCCAACACGCCGCGGCGGCGCCGGGGCCGCCGGGAGGAGGGCCCCCGCCGCAACCGCCACACCCGCCGCCGCAGCAGCAUCUCCCGCAGGGCGCCGCAGGCUUCGGCGGCCUGGGCUCCAGCGGCUCCCCGCAGUCGCUGCUGUCGGACUCCCUCAGAAACAGCUCCUUACCGGCCUUCUCCCCCGGCGUGUCGGCGGGGUUCCCCGGGGUUCUGUCCCACCAGAAGAGGGUGACUCCCAACGCCUUCCUGAACUGACCUCCCGUCCUCACCCCUCCGGACUCUCAGCGGAACAAAAG
Gambusia affinis (western mosquitofish) is the source of this 2045-nucleotide messenger RNA. RefSeq names its product forkhead box G1b (gene foxg1b). NCBI's taxonomy places the organism in Eukaryota, Metazoa, Chordata, Actinopteri, Cyprinodontiformes, Poeciliidae. Gene Ontology annotation, cellular component: nucleus. Gene Ontology annotation, molecular function: DNA-binding transcription factor activity; sequence-specific double-stranded DNA binding. The record is from RefSeq and is a predicted model, not a curated record. Bases 769 to 2004 code for a protein of 411 amino acids. The transcript has a single exon. Gene Ontology annotation, biological process: regulation of transcription by RNA polymerase II.